This is a messenger RNA of Linum tenue, 2115 nucleotides long. NCBI's taxonomy places the organism in Eukaryota, Viridiplantae, Streptophyta, Magnoliopsida, Malpighiales, Linaceae. The record is from the annotation of a GenBank genome assembly.
GUUAGUUGAUCGUUUACCUGCCAAGCCUAAUCAUCCGUCAAACCAAUCCAACGGCUGGCAGCGAACAAUCUAGAUCCCAUCCCCGUCACUUAACGGCGACGUGACGCUGACAGCAAUGGGAGUUCCCGUACGGAAUUAUCUCCGCGUCCGCGAUAGAGACAGAAGGAGAGUCGUCUCAGCGGCAGCGAGCGCCCAUCAUCUUCUUCCCUCCCAAUCACCAUUCAUCGCCAUGUCGCUCCUUCUUCCUCCCAUAGAUCUACGCCGGCGCCGACGACAAGAUCCUCUCCCCUCCCUACACCGUCAAUUCUAACUUCGUCCAAUUACUCCGACCAUCACUCUCCCUCCGCCUUCUCAAUUACAAAAAACGAUAAUAAUUGAUGGAGACUGAGCUUCACGAUGUUAAGCCAGUGCCUCCGAAGGGCCACGUCAUCUCCGAUUCUCCCUCACCGGCGUCCCCCGUCGACGACGCCUCACAGAACGACGACCGACCGCUCCUCAAAUCCGACUCCUCCUCUUCCGCCGCCAACGGACGUGUCUCCGACGAGAGCCUGGAGGAGCUGAACAAGAAGUACGCCGCGUUCGCUCGCCACGACGUCUACGGUCCGCUCGGCCGCGGGGAGCUGCCGUUCGUGGAGAAGCUCCUGCUGGGCGUCGCCUGCGUCACUAUCCUCCCGGUGCGCGUCGUGCUGGCCACCCUCGUCUUGUUCUCCUACUACUCGGUGUGCAGGAUUUGCACGCUCUUCUCCGCGCCCAAUCGGGACGAGGCGGCGGAGGGGCAGGACGACUUCGGUCACUUGAGAGGGUGGCGGAGGACUGUUAUUGUCUCCUGCGGCAGGUUUCUCUCCAGGGUCAUGCUGUUUGUGUUUGGGUUUUAUUGGAUCAGUGAGAGUUUUAGGGAUUUAGAGCAAGAGCAAUCUCCGCCUCAAGGCAAGUCAUCCUCCGAGAACGAGGGCAAAAAUCAAUUGCAGCGACCCGAAAGACCAGGGGCGACAGUAUGCAACCAUGUAUCAUAUGUUGAUAUUCUGUAUCACAUGUCGUCAUCUUUUUCCAGCUUUGUUGCGAAGAGAUCAGUGGCUAAACUUCCUUUAGUCGGUCUCAUCAGCAAGUGCCUUGGAUGCGUCUUUGUCCAACGAGAGUCGAAGUCAUCCGACUUUAAAGGAGUUGCAGGUAUUGUGAUUGAGAGAGUUAAAGAAGCUCAUGAGGACGAAACUGCUCCGAUGAUGAUGCUGUUUCCUGAAGGCACGACUACAAAUGGGGACUUCCUCCUCCCGUUUAAGACAGGUGGAUUCUUAGCUGGAGCACCUGUGAUUCCAGUGAUUCUGAGGUAUCCAUAUCAGAGGUUUAGUCCUGCCUGGGAUUCAAUAGCGGGGUUCCGUCAUGUUAUUCUUCUGCUGUGUCAAUUUGUAAAUCACUUGGAGGUGAUAAGGCUACCUGUUUACUACCCUUCCCAAGAAGAGAAGACCGACCCUAAACUAUACGCUAAUAACAUCCGGCGUUUGAUGGCACGCGAGCAGGGUGAUCUUGUAAUGUCAGAUAUUGGACUAGCCGAGAAGAGAAUAUACAUCGCCGCACUCAAUGGUAAUAAUAGCCUGCCUAGUGUUUUGCAUCACAAAGACGAUUGAUAAAUUUCAUCCUGGCCUGGCUUGCCGAAUGAUAACAACAAUUCUCUAUUGAGCUUCUUAUGAUUAACAUUGUUGGCAAUUCAGUUCCCAGAAAGUGGGAGAAAGAGGGAACUGUACGAUGUAUCGGUCGAAAAUACUUUUACGUUUCUGUAACCCCGUUAUAGAUUAGAAACAGAGUUUGGUCUGUUGUUGUGUUGUAGUAAAAGAAAAACUGAAGCAAUUUUCUCUUUUUCAUGUUCCUUUGCAGGUUUGUUAUCACAGUGCUAACUCUGGGGUUUGCCGUCUUGUCUUUGUAUAGUUGUGUAUCAUUCAUUUAUUAAGAACAGAAAGAAAGAAAGAAAGGAAACCCCUUAAAAGAAAGCGAAAGAGGAGAAGAAAUGAUACUUUAGGAAAGUAGCAAAUAGGGAGAAAUGGAUGUGCAGAACUAAACAAAGAUAAAGUGCAUUGUUGAGACUCAUUCGGUCAAGAGUGCAAAGAUCUAGAUCAUGCAGUU